Molecule: messenger RNA, 627 nt
Organism: Lathyrus sativus (Indian pea)
Lineage: Eukaryota; Viridiplantae; Streptophyta; Magnoliopsida; Fabales; Fabaceae
Source: the annotation of a GenBank genome assembly
AUGGAUGGUGUUACUGUCAAGGUUGAGCCAGAGCAGUUUAUGGUUCUAGAAUCUUCUCCUGUUGCUGUUGAUGGUGUUAGUUCCAAUAUGGAUGAUGGGUCAAUGAUGAAUUUCUCAGCAAACAAGUCAAUGGCAGCGUCGAGAAUGAACGAGACGUUUCCUAAUACAAAUCAGCUUACCAUCUUCUAUAACGGGAAUAUUUGUAUCUAUAACGGAAUUCCAGCAGAAAAGGUGCAAGAAAUAAUGCUCAUGGCUGCUGCUACUGCCAAGUCUACCGAAACGAAGAGUAUCAUGAAACAAUCUCCUGUUCCUUCACCUGUUCCCUCAAGGCCCUCUUCUCCACAUGCUGCCACUGAUAAUAUUGCUUCAUCGCAGGCACUCUGCUUUCCUGCAAAGAAGAGUUCAGUCUGCAGGCUGCAAGAAUUUCCAAUAGCACGCAGACAUUCACUUCAAAGGUUUCUUGAGAAGCGGCGAGACAGAUUGGGCAGUAAAGCACCUUAUCCGUCUUCGCCAACGACAAAGGUGGCCGAUAACAUAGAGAACAACUUCUGCUCUGAGAAUUCGCCUGAUUCGGUUUCGUUGAAGGGACCAAAUGAAGAAUUUCAGCCAACUAUAUCUGCCUCUUGA